AUGCCGGGCGUCGUUGAGGCCGGCGCCAGCCCUGACUGGUCGGGGCUGGGCUUUACUGUUGCGCAUCAGAAGGUUGAACUGGAGAUUGACUUCGCGAAUAAGAGCCUGAAGGGCAAAACAGAAAUCACCAUCCACCCGCAGUACAAGGACCUUCGCGUUAUCCGAUUGAGUUUCCGACAGGGCGAAAUCAAGCGCAUCACCGUCAGCGGAAAGUCCACUCCCUUCAAACAUACGAACUCUUACGAUACUCUUCAACUGUACGGGCCUCAUUAUCACCAGCGACUGUCGUCUCGGAUAGAUAAACUCGCCAAAUCUCCACCGGAAGCUGAGUUGUUUGUGACCCUCCCGAAAAGCGUCAGGAUCGAUGAACUCGACCCAUUCUCUAUCGAAGCCCAGGGCCAGAUGGCCCUGCGAGCAACAGGUGCCGGUGACGAUGCCGAAGGACUCAUAAACUCGAAAGCGGCGGAAAAUACACUCCCACGUUUCACGGCGGUGACGGUGUAUGCUGAGUUUGUCAUUGAUACUAUCCGGGAGGGUCUGCAGUUUGUUGGUAUGGAGAACGGCGAUAGGCGCUACCCGCAUGUCUACACAACAAAUCCACUAGGGUAUGGCGUCGGAUGCCCCCUGUUCCCUUGCGUUGACGACCCCUCGUCUCGUUGUACAUGGGAACUUUCAAUAAAAACGCCUUGUUCGUUGGGGGACGUAUUCGACCGCAAAUCACGGGACCCAUCUGGAGCCGGCUCAUCCAGUCGUAACAAGUCUACGUCUGGCCACGGGCGAUACAUCUCCCCAGAUGAUGAGGGUUUGGAUAUGUCGGUGGUUUGUUCCGGAGACAUGACGGAUGAAAUCAUUGACCCGAAAGAUUCGAGCAAGAAAACCGUAUCAUUCGCGUGCAUUACUCAAUUAUCAGCGCAGCAAGUGGGCUUCGCCGUUGGUCCUUUCGAAUAUGUAAAUCUUUCUGAUUUCAGAGAAAGUGACCAGGAUGAACAGCUUGGGCUAAAUGCCAUCCCACUUCAUGCUUUUUGUCUCCCGGGGAGAGGGGAUGAGCUUAGGAACACAUGCUUCCCCAUGGCAAAGGCAAUAGACUUCUUUUCCUUGACUUAUGGAUCCUAUCCAUUCUCAAGUUACAAGAUGUGCUUCGUUGAUGACACUCCUGAAGAGACCUUGCCGACAGCCUGCUUGUCGAUUUGCAGUAACCAUCUUUUGUUUCCAGAAGAUAUCAUCGACCCGAUGUAUGACUCCACGCGCAUGCUGGUCCACGCUCUAUCGUGUCAGUGGAUUGGAGUCAACAUCGUGCCACAGACAGUUGUGGACACGUGGGUGACCGUCGGAGUCGCUUGGUACAUCACCGAUACUUUUAUGAGGAAACUCUGCGGAAACAACGAAUAUCGAUUUCGAAUGAAGCAAAUGUCCGAUCGAGUUUGCGACCUAGAUUAUGAACGGCCAUCGAUACACGACAUGGGCAACUACUUGAAGCUGGAUGCAUCUGAAAUUCAAUUUAUUGCACUGAAGGCGCCUCUCGUUCUAUUCAUUCUGGACCGACGACUCACGAAAGCAAGUGGAAAGGCGACAAUGUCCCGUAUUAUAUCUCGACUAUUUCUCACGUCACGAACUGGCGACAUGUCCAACGGUGCCAUCACCACGGCUUCUUUCCAGAAGACGUGCGAGAGACUUGGCCAUGCAAGGCUAGAUGCGUUCUUCGCCCAGUGGGUGUAUGGUGCCGGGUGCCCGCGGUUCCAAGCCACCCAAAGAUUUAACAAGAAAAAGUUGGUGGUGGAGAUGAUGAUCAAGCAAGUCCAGUCGGAACAACCGAGCACUCGUGAUUUAGAGAAGAACAGUUUCAUGCGUGAUGUCAAAGAGGAGAUUCGCGGUGUAUACGCAGGUGUUGUUCAGCCGGUUUUUACAGGCUCCAUGACAAUCAGAAUCCACGAAGCUGAUGGUACGCCAUAUGAGCAUAUUGUUGAGAUCAAAGAAGGUGUCACCAAGUUUGAUAUUCCGUACAACACCAAGUACAAGCGACUAAAACGGAAUAAGAGACAAAAAGAGCGCGCCGCUGCCGUUUCUGGUGAUCCUACCGCGGAAGUACAAGAAGAUGUCUUACUUUACUGCCUUGGGGAUGUACUGCAGAGUGAGGAGGAGAUGCAGGAAUGGAAACUGGCUGAUUGGAGCAAAGAAGACGAGGAGAGAAUGGGUCAAGAAUCCUACGAAUGGAUCCGUAUGGAUGCAGAUUUCGAAUGGAUUUGCAAACUAUCAUUGGUGAUGCCAGGUUACAUGUACCUCUCCCAGCUUCAACAAGACCGAGACGUCGUGGCCCAGUUGGAGUCCUUGCAGUAUAUGGCCGCCCAACGAGAGCAUCCACUGAUCUCCACAAUUUUCGUCCGAACUUUGAUGGAUCGACGAUAUUUCCACGGGAUCCGUGCAGCUGCAGUUCGAGCCCUUGUCAAGCAUGCAAAAGAAGAAAUCAACUGGCUAGGGUUGUUCCACCUAGAGCGAGCGUUUCAGGAGCUGUUUUGCCUGCCAAACUCGCCGAUGACUCGUUCAAACGACUUCUCUGACAGGGCAGCGUAUGCGCUCCAGUUGAUGAUCCCGGAGGCCAUCUCAAAAGUGCGUGACAACGGCGGUAAGACUCCAAUGCGAGUCAAGCGGUUUUUGCAUGAUAAGCUGAAGUUCAAUGACAACUCCAAUAAUGAGUACUCGGAUAAUUUCUACGUUGCGAUGCUCAUGGAGUCAUUGUGUCACGCUAUGCUUGGCAAGGUCGAGUCAGCGCCCGUUGAGAUGGACGAUUUCGAUAUGGAACGAAUGCUCGAGCUGCAAGCAGAAGAGCAAUUGGAAAAAGACGCCUUGGCCGAGAUCGAUCGGUAUAGGCGAAUGGACGAGUGGUCAAGCUCGUUCCAGAACGUCUAUUCACGUGCAGCCCUACGUUGUCAAAUGCAGCUUAUGCAAGCCAACAUAGUUGAGAUGGAUAUUAUGCAAUUCCUACCUUACACACGGGCUGGCACGUAUGACCUUCUUCGCCUGGAUGCGUUCGAGUGCCUCGUGGAAAUGGAUUUGUUCAAAAACCCGGAACUUCUGAAGUGGUUCAUCUACGCCAUGUCGAACGAUUCUUCCACCUGGCUCCGACGACGGCUCCAUAGCUUGUUUGGCAAUGCUCUUGCUCCUGUGGCUUUUGGCCGGGAAUCAGAAACCCAGGCCCCAACCUCCGGUGAUGGUCUCAUUAUUGAACAGGAAUCAUCAACCGAAGUCCGUCAGGCGACUUUGGCACGGAAACAAACCGUCCCAGGCGCCAUGGAAGCACUCAAACUCGAAGUUUCCGGAGAUCAAGUUCUCAAAGAAGCUCUGUGGGCUGCGUGCAACUCCCCUUGUAUUGGGAUCUUAGAGCUUUCUGAAUUCGCCGAUCUCUGCCGAAUCAUUUAUAGCCCAGUCACCUCCGUGAAGGUCUCUCUGAAGUAUCCACGCUAUUGGAAGGUGAAACACCUCGGAAAGGGUCGAAUGCACUUUUUCCGAUCCAAUCGUGUUCGCACCACUCUUACCCCGUCGAAGGAUUCAUCUACAGCUCCCACGAAGCGCAAACGAGAAGAGCCGGGAAUGCCACCUCCUGGACCUCGUAUCACAUUCAAGCAGUCGAAGAGCAGCUCAAAGGUUUCGUCCCAACCUCCGACCCCGGCACCGCACCCAACUCCCAAAUUACACAUCCCCAAACUUUCUUCCCCGGCACCCCAAGCGUCACCCCGAAACCCGGCUACGCCGUCUACGCCAUCUACUCCUGGUGGCGGGUUCAAAUUAAAGCUGAAGUUUGGCCAAAAACCCCAAUAA
Molecule: messenger RNA, 3813 nt
Organism: Aspergillus affinis
Lineage: Eukaryota; Fungi; Ascomycota; Eurotiomycetes; Eurotiales; Aspergillaceae
Product: transcription initiation factor TFIID subunit TAF2
Exons: 4
Coding region: 1-3813 (1270 amino acids)
Biological process (GO): transcription initiation at RNA polymerase II promoter
Cellular component (GO): transcription factor TFIID complex
Molecular function (GO): transcription cis-regulatory region binding; chromatin binding; RNA polymerase II general transcription initiation factor activity
Source: RefSeq, a predicted model, not a curated record